This is a messenger RNA of Vicia villosa (hairy vetch), 2018 nucleotides long. Its product is annotated as putative UDP-rhamnose:rhamnosyltransferase 1. The transcript has a single exon. Gene Ontology annotation, molecular function: UDP-glycosyltransferase activity. NCBI's taxonomy places the organism in Eukaryota, Viridiplantae, Streptophyta, Magnoliopsida, Fabales, Fabaceae. The record is from RefSeq and is a predicted model, not a curated record. Bases 57 to 1358 code for a protein of 433 amino acids.
UUCUCAUAUCUUUAAAAGUAUAGUGAGUAAACACAAAUACAUUAUACAUUACCAUAAUGGAAAAUCAACCUAACAAGUUUCUUCACAUUGCAGUUUUUCCAUGGCUUGCUUUUGGUCAUAUUAGUCCUUUCUUUGAAUUUUCCAAACUCAUUGCUCAAAAGGGUCACAAAGUUUCAUUCAUUUCCACAACUAGAAACAUCAAACGCCUCCCUCAACUUCCUCCUACUUUACAGCCUUUGAUCAAAUAUGUAGAACUACCACUUCCACAUAUAGAUCAACUACCUGAGAAUGCAGAAGCCACUAUGGACAUUCCAACACAUAUUGUUCCAUAUCUCAAGAAAGCAUUUGAUGGUCUUCAACAUCCUUUGACUCUAUUUUUGGAAACAUCCACUCCUGACUGUGUCAUAUAUGACUUUGUACCUUAUUGGUUACCACCAAUAACAUCAAAGCUUGGUAUCUUAAGCAUCUAUUUCUCAAUUUUCAUUGCAUCUUUUCUAGAGGAACUCUUAGUUCAUAAGUCAAAUGAUGAGGAGGACAAUGUUAUUUCUACUGUCCACUUUGAACCAAAUGAAUCUGGUGCUUCAGAUAUGUUUAGGAUGAAAGAAACCUUUUUUGGAGCAAAUUUUAUUGCUGUAAGAAGUUGCAUGAAGAUUGAAGGUAAGGCUGUAGAAUCGGUCGAAAAUUAUUGCAAGAAAAAAGUGAUUCCAGUUGGAGUAUUGGCACCCUCACUAGAAUUCAGUGAAGAUAAAAAGGAUGAAAAUUGGGAUACAAUUCGAAAGUGGUUGGAUAAACAGGAGAAAAAGUCAGUGGUUUAUGUUGCAUUUGGAAGUGAAGUGAUAUUAAGUGAUGAAGAGUUUACUGAGAUAGCUAAAGGAUUGGAAUUAUCUAGUUUUCCGUUUCUUUGGAUUGUGAAGAAGCAAGAUAAACAUGAUUGGUUUGUUGAGAAUGAUUCAAAUAAGAAUGGAUUGAUUUGGAGUAAUUGGGCACCACAGUUGAGAAUCUUAUCACAUGAGUCAAUUGGAGGAUUCUUGACACAUUGUGGUUGGAGUUCAGUGAUUGAGAGCCUUCAAGUUGGAUGUCCACUCAUUGUGUUACCUUUCCAAAAUGAUCAAGGUUUAAAUGCUAGAGUUAUGGAAGAAAAAAUGGUUGUGGUCAAGGUAGAAAGAAAUGAUGGAAAAUUCAAUAGAGAUUCAGUGGCUAAGGCAUUGAGAUUGGUGAUGGUAGAGGAAGAAGGAAAGAGAUAUCGACGUAAAGCUGAAGAGAUGGGCAAGAUUGUUGGAGACAUGGAGCUUCAGCAAAAAUAUAUAGAUGAAUUUGUUGAUUAUGUUGAGCUCAAUGUCUUUGCCACUAAGCAGUAGUACUUAAGGUUCCUUUGCUCUUUCUUUCAACAGAAUCAUAGGCACAACAAAUGUUUGUUUGUUUUAUUUUGUUUCAUUGUUGUAAUGUCAUCCUGGAUGGUGCUUGUUUUCCAAUUGAUGCAUUCGGAUAGAAAUAGAAGUUUGUUACUUUGUUCCAUACUGCCUUUACAAUAUGGAGUUUAAGCUCUUUCAUUAAGUGCUUUAUGCAGAUUUUAUUCCUUAGAAUAUCAAGGAAACUAGUCUAGAAACUCAAAAGGAGUAACUGUAUUAUCUUAUUCAUAUUUAUUCAUGAGUGAAAUUGAAAGCCUUCUUUUCUCUUAAAAUGCAUCAGCAGGUGCGACGGUCGGUGUUUGCCACCCGCAUCACCUCAUACCCAGUUUUCGGGUGGCCGUGUUGCUGAUAGUUUUCCGCCGUAGUUCUGGUGGUCUUCGUUUGCGACGAUGAUUUUUUCUUCAGGGUUUCAUUUCCUCCUUAGCUCUUUAGAACCUACCUCAUUCUCGAGAAUUAGACUGCUGAGAUGAUGUUCCAACAUCUGAUUCAACAUCAGUCCCUUUUUUCAUGAGUCUUCAACCACAAUAUUUUUAGAUUUCAUCAUGAUUUUGAAUCUUGACUUAACAACUUUAUAAGCUCUGUUGUUUGAGGUGUAACCCAAAAAUAUUC